Morus notabilis is the source of this 1411-nucleotide messenger RNA. Its product is annotated as transcription factor MYB20. The coding region runs from base 152 to 1129 and encodes 325 amino acids. The record is from RefSeq and is a predicted model, not a curated record. NCBI's taxonomy places the organism in Eukaryota, Viridiplantae, Streptophyta, Magnoliopsida, Rosales, Moraceae. The transcript is spliced from 3 exons.
UCUCUUCUUGAGGAGUCUUAACAAGUUUGUCUCUCUUUCUAUCUCUCUCACUUGUUUUGAAGAUAAAUUACUAGUGGGGAUUUUUUUUUCUUUGUUUUCUUAAUUUUGUUGGGGAAUUGGGUUAAUCUUGAAAGAAAUUAAGGAAAUAAUUAUGGGAAGACAACCAUGUUGUGACAAAGUGGGGUUGAAGAAAGGGCCAUGGACGGCCGAAGAGGACAAGAAGCUCAUCAACUUCAUCCUCACCAACGGCCAAUGCUGCUGGAGAGCCGUUCCUAAGCUUGCAGGAUUGCUAAGGUGUGGAAAAAGUUGCAGGCUGAGAUGGACCAAUUAUCUAAGGCCUGACUUGAAAAGGGGUCUUUUAUCUGACUCUGAAGAGAAAAUGGUCAUUGAUCUCCACGCUCAACUUGGCAACAGAUGGUCUAAGAUUGCGUCUCAUCUUCCGGGAAGAACAGACAACGAAAUAAAGAACCACUGGAACACCCACAUCAAGAAAAAACUCAAGAAAAUGGGGAUUGAUCCUCUCACCCACAAGCCAAUUAUUUCCACCGUGACGGACCAAUCAGAACCUCAACCACCACCACCAACACAACAACAACAGAAUUGCUCUGAACUCGAUAACAACAACGAAAUCGCGACGGCGACAACGACGACGACGACGUCGUCGUAUCAGUCCUCUUCAGUACUGACGACCGAAUCGAAAGGUAAAGACGACGUAGAGAACAGCAUGACGAGCGGAAUAAUAUUGGAAAGUCAGCUCGUCAAUAACGGCUUCUGUACGGACGAAGUACCUCUGAUUGAGCCUCACGAGAUUGUCGUUUCUUCUUCGACGACGUCGUCUUCGUCGUCGUUGUCGUCUUCUUCGUCAUCGGAUUCUCCCAAUUACUUUCUGGAAGAUUUGCAGCUUCCGGAUUUCGAAUGGCCGUCGUCGUGCGACUACGGCGACAACCGUGUGGGUGACGGCAGUGGAAUGGGGUUGUGGGACGAGGAGUAUUUCAACGGCUGGGAUUUGCUUAUGGAAGAUGAUGGUGAUCAUGAUCGAAAGCAAAUUGUUGAUAUUGUUCCUCCCAAUCAGAGUCCGUUCCCAAGAACGGUUUUGGAACAGGAAUACUGGGCAUAUGGGCUUUUGUGAGGGGAAAAAAAAAAAAAAGAAAAGAUGGGUUUUGCUUGUAAUUUUUUGUCAGUAGUUUUUCUUUUUCUUUUUUCUUUUCGAUAAAAGAAAAGAUGAAAUAAAUUAUGGGAAAAUUCCGUAUCUUAUUGCUGUCUAAACUACUUUUUUUUUCUCCUUAUAGGGGGGAAAUAAAUAAAAGACAAAAAAAUCAUGUGUAUGAAAAUGAAAGCCUUGUGGGGUGUUACGCUACUGUUAUUAUAUAAUUUGGACGCUCCAAUUUCCUGUUUCAAUGUAUGCAAAUAA